Colius striatus (speckled mousebird) is the source of this 2558-nucleotide messenger RNA. RefSeq names its product TNFAIP3 interacting protein 2 (gene TNIP2). The record is from RefSeq and is a predicted model, not a curated record. NCBI's taxonomy places the organism in Eukaryota, Metazoa, Chordata, Aves, Coliiformes, Coliidae. Gene Ontology annotation, biological process: regulation of transcription by RNA polymerase II; cellular response to lipopolysaccharide. Gene Ontology annotation, molecular function: K63-linked polyubiquitin modification-dependent protein binding. Bases 242 to 1789 code for a protein of 515 amino acids. The transcript has 6 exons.
GCGCUGGCGGCGGGGGGGUGCAGGCGCUGCUCUGCCCCGCGGCGGGGUUCCCCCUACGCAGAGGCGGAGCGCGGCGCGGCCCGGCCCCGCUUGUGCCGUAGUAAAGCGGCGGGGAAGGGCAACAAGGCGGAUCUUGCGAGUCCUUAAAGGAGAGCGGCCAUCCUCCUCCCCCGACAGGGAAGUCGGAAGAGCGCAGCAGAAGCAAGAGCCCUGGCCCUGCCUGGCUCCUCUCCCAGUUUAUAUGCACCUGGCUGGAUUACUGCUCACGCUGGAGGAGAAGGGGCAGCAGCUUGACCGCAGCUCACCUUCCCCGGACAUGUGCUCGGUAAGCGAGGGCAGCAGCACGGAGCCCUUGGUAACCCGCUUCAAGCAGGUGGAGGAGACGCUGGAGAAGCUGCACCGGGAAAACAGGAGCUUGAAGAAUAAAGUGCCUCGGUACAACGCGCUCUGCACCUUGUACCACGAGUCCGCCCAGCAACUGAAGCACCUCCAGCUGCAGCUGGCAGCCAAGGAGGCGACCAUCCGGGAGCUGCGGAGCAGCCUGGCCCGGCAGCAGCAGCAGCAGCAGGCGGCGGCGGGCGGCGAGGCGGGGGCGGCGGGCGCGGAGCCGGCCCGCUCGCUGGUGGAGAGCCUGCUGGAGCAGCUGGGCCAGGCCCGGGAGCAGCUCCGGGACAGCGAGCGGCUCUCGGCGCGAAGAGUGGAAGCUCUGAGCCAGGAAGUACAGAAGUUGAAUCAGCAGCUAGAAGAGAAAAAUGGAGAGAUACAGCAGAUGAUAAAUCAGCCUCCAUAUGAAAAGGAGAGAGAAAUCUUACGACUGCAGAAGAGCUUGGCAGAAAGAGAGAAGGCUCAGGCCACCAGUGCUGUUCUGUGCCGUUCACUCACUGAUGAAACUCACCAGCUUCAACGCAAAUUAGCAUCCACAGCAGAAAUGUGUCAACACCUGGCAAAAUGUCUAGAAGAGAAGCAAAGAAAAGAGAAGGGGAAUUCAGAUGACCAGAUAGCUACUGAAAGACCUAAUCAGCUUUUAGACAACGUGCCUUCACUUCAAGCUCUUAUCUGCAACCUACAAGAUGAAAACAGGAUGUUAAAACAAAAAGUAGCUCACGUAGAAGACUUAAAUGCAAAGUGGCAGAAAUACGAUGCGAGUAGGGAUGAGUAUGUGAAGCGACUCCACUUGCAGCUGAAAGAGAUGAAGUCACAACUGGAGCAGCAGCACGGCCUGACUUCAGCACAAACGAAUUCUGACCUGAUGCACAAGGAGAUAUUCCGGUUAAACAAGCUGCUGGAAGAAAAAAUGAACGAAUGCAUAAACACAAAGAGAGAACUGGAAGAUGUGAAGAAGGCUAGUGAAGGAGACAACGAGCGCAUACAGAUGCUGGAGCAACAGGUCCUAGUAUAUAAAGAUGAUUUCACAUCUGAGAGAUCAGACAGAGAAAGAGCACAGAGUAAAAUACAAGAGCUUCAGGCAGAAGUUGCAUGUCUACAACACCAGCUAGCAAGAAGACAGGACUCGAGAGACACAAGUAGUCACUUCAGAGUACACAUCGGUAACCAAAAUCACAUGUACGUACAGACAAACGUGGAACAUCUCCGAGGCAGCAGUCCAGGGCAGCCAGGCACGAGGAGAACAUCCCCACAGGCCGAGCAGCCUCCUCCUCCUGGGGACAGUGGGAACCCGGGAGCCGAGGGCCGGGCCCAGGGUGAACUCAGAUGCCCUCACUGUAUGAGGUUUUUCAGUGAUGAACUCAGUGAGGAAUUCCUCAAGCACGUUGCUGAGUGUUGUCAGUGACCAUGUGAUGUGUGAGGCGUGUAAGUCAAUCACUACUCUACAGACCAUAAACCUUUGCUCUGUGGGUAUCUCCUGCAGUCCUAACCCAGGGCUGAAUCACUCUGAACGGACAGCUCUUAGGAUCAGGAUCAUUCCUAUUAGGAGGAUGAACAGUAUCUACCUCUUACUCAAUUUCACCUUCUCUUGGACUUCAUGAAACACUUCAAGAUAAAGUGUUUUUACAACGAUUUCUUUUUGACAACUCCCAGGAAGGCAGCUGCAGUGCAAAUUCUGGUGGUGGUUGCCUUCAGAGUGCAGCUUGACUCGGAUUCAAACCUGAUGCUUUACAGCACCCUGAAAGGCUUGUGAAAAAAACAAACAAAUGACUGAACUUGAAAUUUUCCUCCUGUUCCAAAAAUGUAGGCUGAAGAUCAGGGGAGGAGCGUUUCGGCUGAGGAUAGAAAAAAAAUCUCAUUGUGCUUUAAUCUGGAUUAAAAGUGAAAGUAUUUUCUUGUCUGUUGAGGGUGAACUUUCAGACAGCUCAUCUGAAAAUCCUUGUGUGCUACCGAGAUCAGGAGCAGUGAAGAAAACAAGAGAGGUGGUUAUUGACUCAACCCAGCCCGUCUUUUUGCACAGAAACAAUGUACAGGGAUAUUUAUUUUUUUCUGUGCCAUAAGUAUUUGACACGUUUGUAAAUGUGUAUUUGUGUCAUUAUUGGUUGUGUUCCUGUUUAAUUAAGGAUUAUUUUUAUAAUAAAAGUGAUUGUGCAGUUGCUUUACUACGUUAGUAA